AAACAAUAUAUUUUCGAAUCAUAUGUGGAAACAAAAUAAGUUAUAAAAAAUAAAUAUUUUGGGGAUUUGGUAUUAAAAUAUAUUAUUAAAGUAAAAAGUUAUAUAUUAUUGUAUCCUUACACCCGGAAGUCAUUUGUAGCACCGCCAUUUUCGUUCAUUGUUACCAUGGCUGAGAGCGAGGAACAACAACUUGAACAAGUGCCUGAGGAGGAAACAGGACCAAGUGUCAACUAUAAGCCGCCUGCAGAGAAAACCAUCGACGAGAUUGCUAAAACUGAUGCUGAGGAUGAAAGUCUCAGGAAAUACAAGGAGCAGCUUCUUGGAAAUAUAGAAGAAAGAGUGUUCUGGCCAAAUGAUCCAAAUAAAGUGAUCCUAAGAAAGAUGUCAAUAGUAUGUGAUGGAAGGCCAGAUAAAGAAAUUGACCUAGGUGACAAAGGCCAACUGAAGGACAUGAAGUUCUAUGUGAAGGAGGGCGCCAAGUAUCGAAUCAUGAUCACCUUCAACGUGCAGCGCGAGAUUGUUGCAGGGCUCCGGUUCACCAAUAGAAUCUCUAAAGGACCUUUUAAAAAUAAAGAGGAGUAUAUGGUUGGUAGUUACGGGCCCAAGAAGGAAGUUCACGAGUACAAGUCUCCGGAGGAAACGUUCCCGGGGGGCCUCGGGCUGCGCGGAGAGUACAAGGUGAAAAGCUUGUUCACUGAUGACGAUAAAAACGAAAUUCUCGCCUGGGAGUGGAAGCUUGAAAUUAAAAAGGAUUGGAAGGACUAACUACACAUAGACAUAAUAUACUGCAAUUGUAUUCAAAAUGUGUGAUACUUUGUCAUUGUUUAGUCAUCACGUUGGAAUGAUGGUGUUUUGCCUCAAGUUCAUGAUUUUAGACUUUUUAUCUAUAUAUUACGAUAGGUUGAAUUACUCUAAAUAAAGCCAGUCGCAGUAUUUCUUGCGCACUUUUUAAAAUAAAUAAUAAACUUUAAUUAUCCAGUAUAAAGUUGAAAAGCGAGUACCAAGUUUCACAGUAAUCCUUUUUUAACUACCUUGACAUGAAGACUUUAAAAAGGAUUAUCAGUGGUUUGCUAUCUUGAAUUAUGAAGUAUACAUUGCAUAUAAUAUGGCAUACAUACAACUAAUAGAACUUGAGGCAAUUAUCAUUUAUGUUUUAUGCCAGCUUAUGUCGCUGAGAUGAUCAGUUGUUUUAGUUAUGUGGAAAACCAGAAAGAGUCUAUAUAAUGUCACAAAUCCAAUUUAUGCCAGCAAUAAUGAUUUUAAUUAAGGAUACCUCAAAUUCCCAGAAGUAGUGACAUGGUCUAUAACGAUCAAAGAUUGUCUCUAUCUUGUGCAUGUACUGCUCAUAUUUAUAGUAACCCUUUCUUUAAGAUUAUAGUUCACCAUAACCAUGUACACUUCACUGUUAACUUUUGCUGUAUCUCUAAGUUAUGUCUUUGUUCUUAUUAGACUUUUUAUAUCUAUAGCAAGUGCUGAUUCUUUUAUACAAGACAUUUUUGACAAUUUACAUGCUCAUUUUUGGAUCGAAUUUAUUCUUUUUAUUGUAAUGUAAACACUCUGGAUUGUGUGUUUCAUUUUGUAAGACUGUUACUGCUUAAAGAUAACUGAAGUCUUGAACGCAUGUUAUAAGACAGUAGAAUGAAAACUGCUGUACACUGGUUACGUGCCAAACAUGUGAAUCACCUUAUAACAGUUUGUGAUAGAUAAUAUGAUUAAAAGUUUAUGUUGUGCUUUCAGUGAGUGCUAUUACGAUGGUGGCCAAACAGUCCCUUAAUAAAACUUUUUACUUCUGAAAAUGUUGUCUAUUUUCAUUUCAGUAAUCUGUUUAGUGUUUACAGCUUUUGUAAAAUGUGUGCUUUAAUUGGAAUGUGCAGUUUAAUUAACAUUGUAUUUAAAAUGGUUGCAUUUAAAAAAACAUCAGAUAGUAAAAUAUCUUAAAAUAUGUACAUCAACUUGUAUACAAUUUUUAUGUUUGUUACACUUAAUGUGAACAUUCCGUAAAUUCACAUAUUUAUGCCCUAAGUUAAUGAAACAAUUGAAAUAUGUUACAUUUAAAUGUGAAAGAGGUAUUCAAAUGGUAUAGAAAUCUUCUUUUAGAUUAUAUAGGAACUUGUAUGCUACACUUUAUAUGCUAUAGUGUAGGAAGCAUGAAUUUUAAAAUGCAGAUUAUAUAUAUGUGCUAAAUGAUACCUUAAAUAUUUAGUGUGUCUGCAAUUAUUAAUGUCUAAGAAGUGUUCAGUUCCUGUUAUUUUAUGUUGAUACAAUUAUUAAAAGUGCCUAUACAUUUUUGCAGUUUAAAUUAAUUUAUUCCUUGGAAUUUGCAUGUGUUUUUCUGGAAUAUGCAACGCUUGUGCUUCUUUCUUUUUGUAAUUAUUAGUUAACAUUUUGCCAUUUUCCUCACUACAGCAAGAAUGUCUAAGAAGGGUUUUCUACGUUUUGCAAGAGUCUGCUUAUCAAGUUCAGUGGGGCCAUCUUAUCAGUAAAUGUCUCAUACAAUCGAUUUGUGGAACCCUUCAGUCUUUGUUGUAAUUAAAUAUAUAAUUUGAAACGACAUUUUGGCUGGAAAUAUUUCUUUAGGUGUAUCAACAUUUACAAGUUUAAUUAUAUUUCUGACAGUACACUUCAAUUGUAAUUUGUGGUCUUAUAUUUUGUCAUACUAUCAUUAUUAGAUUACCAACUGUGUUAACCUAUGGGUCUAAACUGCCAUUACAUUUUGUAUUUACAUAAAAUUAGAUAGACACAGUUUGAUUUUGAUUAUUUAGAAUAUUUUUCCAUCUUUCAGCCUUUUGUGAUAUUUUUGAAAAAAAAGAAGAAAAAAAGCUAAACAUAAACAAGCCAAAACUGAGGAAACUGUCCUGCUUCAUCUAGGAUCUAAGAUAAACAUUGUAUAGCAAAUAUAAGUAUUGCAAUCUUCUCACUUUCGUUACAUCUUGAUGUUCUAUAGCAACUAUAUUUAAUAUGUGUAAGUGUUCUUUACGUAAUCAAUGCAUUUGUCAGCUGUAUGUUAAUUUUCAAAUAAAUAUGAACAAGUA
This is a messenger RNA of Mya arenaria, 3032 nucleotides long. Its product is annotated as rho GDP-dissociation inhibitor 1-like. The record is from RefSeq and is a predicted model, not a curated record. The coding region runs from base 166 to 765 and encodes 199 amino acids. Gene Ontology annotation, biological process: Rho protein signal transduction. The transcript has 5 exons. Gene Ontology annotation, molecular function: protein binding; Rho GDP-dissociation inhibitor activity. Gene Ontology annotation, cellular component: membrane; cytosol; cytoplasm. NCBI's taxonomy places the organism in Eukaryota, Metazoa, Mollusca, Bivalvia, Myida, Myidae.